Procambarus clarkii (red swamp crayfish) is the source of this 10576-nucleotide messenger RNA. The record is from RefSeq and is a predicted model, not a curated record. Lineage: Eukaryota; Metazoa; Arthropoda; Malacostraca; Decapoda; Cambaridae.
ACCGCCAGGCUUCACAAGUGUACAGGCAUGUGAGGCGACCGCACCGAGUUUUCACACAAAAUCUACGUGAUUUUGCUGUGUUAAAUUCUACUCUGCUAUACAUAUUCCCACCAAGUGCUUUAUUUUUUAAUUAAUUAGCUCGUAGAAAUCUGUGCCUAAGAUAUGUGAAGAAGGAUCGCGGUAUAAGCGCGCGAACAGUGUACAAAAAAAGAAAGAGGAGAAAAGGUAAUGAAGUUUGGUGUUGUGUGGCGCCUCGGGGCGUGAUAGUGUAGCUAGCGAGUGUUACCUGUGGCAGGCACCGCCGCCCUCCUUCCCUCCGUCACCCCCGGCAUGUGUCUACCACACUCCUGUGACGGUGUCUGAAGGAACAGGCCGCCUCCCCCCCCACCACCACCACCCUCCCACACCAGCAGGGGAAGGAAUACUCUACAGCCGUGAACUGCCAGGAUUUAAGUGUGUCUUGAGUGCGAGUGUGUUGUGGCAAGAAUGUCGAACUACAAGUCCGACUGUCGCAAGUUUCAACCCAACAUCUUCAACAAGAGCAAAUGUACCAAUUGCUUUCGUCAGAGGGAGGAGCACUCUGCCGAGGCCCUUGAGUCUAAUAGGGUUCGGAGUGGGCGGGGUAAGGCGAGUGGGCGGGGACGCUACUCCAAGAUAAGGGAAAUAAUGUGGAGUCCUCGCCUGCGUCUGAGGCCGCCCACGCCCGCCCACACUAGCGGCUCCAGCAGCAGCGAUGUCUCCCCUACGGCUGCUGGCUCCAAGCCCCUGGCGAGCAGGAAGGUGUCCAAGUGUGGCUACCUCUUUGUUGCUCCUGACUGGGACUUCUCCAUCCCUCUCAACAGAACCAAGCGGUGGCAGCGACGAUGGUUCGUGCUCUACGACGACGGGGAACUGACCUACUCCGUGGAUGACCAUCCGGCGACCAUCCCCCAGGCCGUGGUGGACAUGAACCGGGUGCUGGAGGUGUCGCAGGCGGAGGACGUCACGGGGAAUCAGUUCAGUCUGGCCAUCACCGCCCCUGACAGGGUCACCUUCGUUAAAGGCACCUGCAGGGAGGAGUCCCGCUGGUGGAUGGACGUCCUCUCUGUCUUCCCUCGCACCCAUAAGCAACAAGGUCGACACAAACGAAAUGCAACCUUCCCAGGAAUCAAGUCGACAACAGUACUGAAGCAGAGUAUGGUGCACCAGUCUCCAUCAACUACACUUGCACCCACCACUUUCGAGACUCCGAUUGGGCAGCGGGUGCGAUUUCACAGUUGUACCACCGACCCUCUGGGUGGGCGGCCUCCUUCAGCCCCUGCCAUGGACAUAGAUGAAGAUGUUUUCCCUACCAAGGAUUCCUCAGCCCCUAAUACAUCCAGUCCUCCAUCCGGACAGACCCAUACUCCCCUUUACCACUCUACUCCUCUCUCCUCUCUUCCUCCGUCAACCAGAAUGCUGAGAGAUGAGCACAAAGAAAAUACUCCACCAUUUACAGAAGAUUAUACAGAUAACCCACCCACUUCAGAGUCACCACCCACUCAGGAUAAGUUGAGUCACAAAUUCCGGACUCGCCGUGCAAUCAAACGUGAAGCCCGUGGCCUCACACAGCCUAGGAGUAAGUCGGAGAUGUCAGCCUUAUUUCCGACUAACUCUCCAUCUUCCAUGCCUGCUCUGAAUCGUGGAUCCUCCUCUACUACUGGAAGCACCACCACUUCCCCAUACUCUUCAGGGGGUACCACCACUACCCUAUAUUCAGGGGGUAACACCACUUCUCCAAACUCAUCAGGCGGCACCACCACUUCCUCUUACACUACUACUAAAAGCACUGCUACUUCCUCCUGUUCCUCUACUAAUUGCACCACCACCUCUUCGUACUCCACUCCUGAGGGUUCUCGUUCCAUGCUUUCCCCUACUCCACCUUCAGCUGUUGACCCUCUAAUCUCCCUGGAAGGCCGGGGUAUACGCCGUGCAACCACACCUGUAAACUCUUCUCCUUCCUCAGUCUCAUCCUUAAAUUCUUCUAUGUCUAACUCUACUAUUGGUGUGAACUCCCUAUCCACCUCCGUUGGUGGUUUUGGGAGUGGUGGCGGUGAAGGUGGAGGAGGGCCAUCGUCACUUCGGAGCCUGGAUUCAGGCGUGCAUGUCCCCACUAGACCCCAGGCCCGCACGGCGCCGGACAAACCAGCAGGUGAGGUGACGAGACGGCAGCUCCUCACUGACUUGGAAGAAACCAAACGGGAGGAGAAGCUGAAAGAUAUUGCAGACUCCAUCACAAGACUGAGAGGAAAUUCAUCUAUUUCAUACCUGAAUUCCAAGCCAGGAAUAGGGGAUGUAAAGCCCACACGAGAGUGUGACACUCAAGAUGAAACAGAAGGUUCGCCAGAUCUGUCAAAGACACCAUCUCAAGAUAAAACAGAUUCUUCUCACCCAGACCAUGUUCGAGGAGACCCAGAUGGGUGUGGGUUAGAGGUGUCACCACCGUACACAGCUAGCCCAGAUCUUCAGCGUGUAGACCUGCCAGCGGAGGACCUCCUGUACAUCAAGAAGGGUUGGCUCAUGAAACAAUCUCUCAGCCAGUGUUUUGUUGACCUGGUAAAGUGUGUAACAUCCAGUUGCUACCAUGUGCUGCAUCAGGCAAUUACAGACUGGAACAAAUAUUGGUUUGUGCUGCGAGGGACAGGCCUCAUGUUCUACCGUGACCCCAGUGCCGAGGACAACGGGAUUCUAGAUGGUAUCAUUGAUCUCAGUGUUGCAAAAUCUAUAGAGGAAUGUGAUGUGGCUCGAAACUACGGCUUCAUGAUUAUGACUUGGGAAGAGAAGAAAUAUGUCUUCUCAGCUGUCACAUCAGGCAUCCGAGGUAACUGGGUGCAGGCUUUAAGAAAUGCAGCGAAUCUCAAGGAAUCAAAGGACCGACCACUUACCCUUGGCGAGCAGAUUGAGAGAGAGAUUGUUGCUAAGAGAGACCGGCAUAACUCACAAGGUUCAAAUUUUGAGAGCAUGGCAGCCGAGCGUGACCAGGGUAGCGAUGUGCAUAAUGAGUCCAUCUCAUCGGUCAACAGCCGCUACGCAUUUUCGUCUGAUGACGAGUACCGAACUGCCUCAGAAACUUCUACUAGCAGCCACAUCCAGACCAACGAGGAUUACUUUGAGUGGGGUGAGAAGGAUGGAAAAUGUACCAAAACACUUCUCAGUGACUCCCAUAUCUCCCCAAAUCCUGGUAGUCCACCCACCACUGCCAGUAGUAACUCGUGCAGCAAUCUCAGUCUUGUUACCAGCCAGAGUCUUCCCAGCUCCCCACCUCUGCUCCGCACUCCUAUCUCCAGGGUGAAAGAUCGUGCACGGUCACGAUCAAACUCAAGAUCCAGGUCUAGCAAGAGAUCAAGAUCAUCUCCCCCAUCCUCACGACGUAGUACCCGUGACGACUACCCAUCUGUGGCCAAAGAUGAAUUGUCGGUGUCCUGCUUCUCCGAGUCUGGAUCUAUUCAUUCCAUCUCGGACUUGGUUGACAGGCAGCAACCAGAGAAAGAAGGUAGCAUCACAACUUUAACGGGCUCUGGUGAUGCUGUGUUGGUCGACCUCCUGGAGACGCAGGUAGAGAGUCUCAAGGCCAAACUGGAACAGACACAGGCUGACUAUCUGGAGCUGCACAAAGAGAAUUCUGGCCUGAAGACUCGUCUGCGUGGUGGCAGAGGAGCCGCUCACUCCAACACUGCCACCGGCGCCCACCAUCACCACCACCACCUCCACCAUCUCAGCCAGUCUGACUUUGACCUGCUUCACCAGUCUCCUUCUAGUAGGUCAAGAGCAAAGCUUGAGCUUAGUCUUGCCGAAGCUCGCGAGACCAUAGCUUCCCUUACGGCCGACCUAACCCAACUACGCAAAAAGUUGGAUGUAUGUGAGGGUGAUCUGGACAGGUCAGAGAGGGAGGUUGAUAAGCUGAGACGUGACAAGGAGGAGAUGACCUCGGAUACGUACAACCUGAGGCAUCGUGUGGCCAGUCUUGAGAUGCAGAUCAAGGAACUGCUUGACCGUGUAGAGGAGCAAGAGCACGACCUCUCGGAGAAGGCAUCCUGUGCCAACGAACUCAACGAGAUGAGGAAGAAGUACAAUGAACUCCUGGAGCACCUGUCAACCCAGUCUGGUAGUGUUAACUGGAAACAAAACUUCCAACUUCUGGAGAAGAAGUAUUUGAAAGAGAGGGAGGAAUGGGAAGAAAAAGUGAGUGCGGAGGAAAAGAAGUUUGUGGAACUCACAGCCAGUCAGAAUAGUCGACAUGACAGUAUUAUCCGAAGGCUUAACAGAUCACUGCAGGAGGCAGAAAAACGGAUUCAUGGGCUUGUUUCAGAGCUAGAAGCCGAGAGAUCGAACAUGAACCCUCAAAGGAAGACGUCUGCCUCUCUUGAGAUCACAGGCCUGCUUCAAGAAAAUCAGGAGCUCGCUUCUAAGCUGGAACAUCUAACGAAUGAGCUAUCACGAAUGCGUGACAGUCUGAAAUCUGAGAAGUCUGAGGCAUAUAAGUGGAAAGAUUUGGUGAAGGAGUUGCGAUCCCUCCUGGAUGGGAAAAAUGAAGAAAUUGAGAGGAAGAAGGAAGAGGUGAUUGAGACACCUAAUUGGCAGCCCCUUCUCGUCACAACCUUCCCCCCCACCACGACCGUCUUCCCUCCUGCCCCGACCUGCGACACCCCCGUCAUUGUGGUUGAAGGUCUACGUGAUUCACUGAAAGCAACAGAGAAGGAGCUUGAGCACACUGCGGAUCGCUUGCAUCGUGGUAUUGAAGAAAAUGAAACAUUAUGCAGCAGGAUACGAGAGAUGGAGCGACAACGACAGGACAAAGACCGACGAGCAUCUUCCAAUUUAUCCAUUUCCAGCAGCCGUGAAAGGUUCUCCUCUAAGAAAAACCUUCCUCGCAUAGACUCCAUCAGUGACCUCACAAACUUUGAUUUCACUCUAGAACCAGAUGAACUGGACAAAGAACAGCUGGUUGAUGAAUACAAUGAACUCCGGCUGAGAUUUGAGAAGGCUGUGAAUGAGAUCAAGGCUUUGAAGAGAGAAAUUCGGGAAGUUCAAAAUCAGCAGGAUGAAAUGGAACUCUCCAACUUGAAACUUAAGCAAGACCUUAAGGGCAGCGAAGGAGACUUUAAUUCCCAGCUGAGUCUCAUGACAUGCAGAAUACAAGAUCUGACUAAUAAACUCACCAAUUCAGAGAAGCAGGUUCGCCUCUUGAAGCAGAAAAUCAGUCGUGCAGAAAGUAGAGAUCGUAGGAGAACUCAAAGUCUCAAAGGCCGAGAGUCGUUUGCUCUCUCGAGAGAUAUGGAGUUAAAGUUGUCUCAGCUAGAAGCAAAGAUUGAACAGCUAAUGCAGUCUGCAGCUGCAUUACCAGAUGUGGAAGAGGAAACCAAGGGUGGAAAUGGCCAACCCAAGGAACCAAAAAUACCAAAAAGGUCUAAAAGCUUUGAUGAAUCCACCAAGUCUUCACGAUUACGCAGAAAAUCGCUCGAUAGUCCAUCAAGCUCGGAAGCCAUGAAAGCUAUUGUGAGACUCAAUACACUUGAAUCCAAGGUAUUAAGUUUGAGUGGUGAGGCAGUUACAGCAUCAGCUGCCACAGAUGAUGCUGCUGCUGCUGCUGCUAAGACACCAUCACAGCCAAGGUCUCCAACUCAUCCAGCAUCAUCUCUCAAGUCUCCCAUGCGAUCACCAUCACUGCCCAGAAAAACACUGCGCUCACCCCGAGUCACUCCUGAAAAAGCUGUCAAACUAACCCGUUCUGAUUCGGAAACCAAACAUUUGCGAGAAAAAUUGGCUGGCUUGGAGAAAGUGUUGUCAACACUUGAGUCCCAGUUGAGUGAGUGUGUUGCUUGGGCUGGCUCAGUGGAGUGCGUGUGUUCCUGUGGCGCCCCCGGGAUCUCCUCGCUACAGCAACGCUUGAGUACUGCUAUAAAGAUAGCCGAGCUCCGCCACACUCCGCUCGACCAGGCUCAAGUCGUCAAGCUCCGUCCAUUAGUCAUGCGCCUGCAAGAUAUGCUCAGGGAGAAGUUGACCGAAUUAAUUAAUCGUCGAGACCAUCUUAAGGCAGCUGGCAAGUGGACAAGAGAAAUGCAAUUAAAGAUGUUUGCUGAGCGGCUCGCUUACGAGACUGUGGUAUUAACACAAGUAGCCCAGGUUGUUCAAGCAGCUCAACGACCACACAUGUAUGAAGCAUCAGUUAAACUCCAGGAAUUAAUAGAAGCCCACCGAAAACUUUCAUUCUUGGAGAAGAAACUGACUAACCCUGAUUUUGAUAUGGAAACAAUGGCACCAUUAGAUUUCUAUACAAGUUUGCUAGCAGAGAAAUUAGUGGUGCAAGGGGAGGUGGCUUCCAGUAUCUGCCAUCAGUCACGCAGUGGCCGUACACCUGUAGUCCCAUCAUCUGCCCUCACCGAGACAUGCCGGGACCUUCAGUCUCGCUUAUUAGAGCGUGAAAGGUCAUUAGCCAACCUGAUCACUCAGUACAAAGAGGGUAAGCUUCAUGAGGUAGCAGUAGUGAUGGCUCGGGAGACUGUGACAGGUACUGGUCCUCCUCAUGAUGACUCUGUGUUGCUGGAGGAGGUGAGAAUGCGGGAAAUCUGGUCAAUGGCACAGGACCUAGUUGGACAGGAGCUAGUCAAUACAGAAGCUGCUCAAUCACUUAGAAAAUUGAGCAACUUGCUCACAGUAAAUGACUCGCCAGUAGCUACUCUCAUACACCCAACAGCAGCCACAUUAGAACGCUGGCAUACAGCAGCUGAAGAGUCACUUCGUCAGGAAAUGGAAGAGGCUGUAUUUACACUGAGUAAUAAGUAUGAAGCAGUGCUGGCUCAGUAUCGUGCAGGAGAUACAGCCAUAAUUAAUUCUGUUUCAGCAUCCAUGGAUAUGGUUCUGUCAGAAUUUGCAGCAGUCAUAGCACAGAAGGCAGUGAUUGAUGGCCAGUUAGCAGUUGUCCAAAGUGAUGGAGAAUCUACAUCGUCCACUUCUGAGCCUUUAACAAUUGUAGAAGAGACACGUGAUAAUGUUGGCUCUGCUAGUGAUGUGGUUGCUAGUGAAGCUCACCUCCUUAUGUUCCUUGGUGGAUGUGACUCCUCACUGGAGAGUCUCAUACAGCCAGCCCUUGACCAAGCAGAAUUUACAUACUUGUUCAACAAGGCCAGUGCUCAAGGCAACAGUGAACUCAGUAAACUUGUUAUUCAGGCUGCCAGUCAAUCCAAGGUAGAUAUUUCAUCAACCACUUCCAAGCCCGCCUCUUCCCAUACAGCCCCAGUAAAGGAUGGCGAGAAUGAGUCAUCUCUUAAUCUAAGUCAAACUUCUCCGAAGAUGCCAGCUUCGCCUAAGGUCAAGAGGAAGAGUGAAAGUCGCAGGUCCCGGAGAGCCUCCGACAUCACUGGGAUGACAGAUGGAUGUCGUCAGUGUGAAGAACUCCGACAAGAGGUUGCAAAAUUAAAGAGAAACUUAGACUCCAGACGGGUCAAGGAGCGAGAGGCAGAGUGCAAACAAUGCCUUGAGUAUAUGAACACCUUGAAGGUUGUUGAACAAGAUCACAGAGUAGCACUAUCAGCUCUUCAGGCACAGCAUGAUGAUGAGAUACUAAGGUUGCGUGAAGAAGUACGAUAUGAGCCACCAACUCGUGAUAGUGAUGAUGAACUGACUGAACUGAAGCGGAGACUUUGUCUCCUGGAGGAUGGCUAUGAAGCACAGAUCAUAGCACUCAAAGAGCAAUAUGAGGAAGCCCUUGGGAGUCAACCUGAUAUGUGCGAGGAGAAAGUCAGACAGCGAUACCAAGUCGAAAUUGAACAUCUUAGAGGGUUAUGUGAGAAAGGUUUGGGAGCUAUGGAGAAUUCUAACAAGAGAAUGCUUGCUGAACUAGAGGAGAAACAUCGACGAGAACUGGCGGCUUUACAGGCAGAAAAAGAACAAGCACUUGCUGAAGAAACUCAGGCCACCUUAGCUGCUUUGGAUGCCAUGAGAAAGGCACAUGAAUCAGAGGUCCAAAGAGAAAUUGCCAAGUUCAAAGAAGAAUUUAUUAAAAAGAUGCAGUCUGGACAUGACAUUGGUGCUAUACACAAGGAACACGAGGCAGAAAUGGAAGACAUUCGGCAUGAAAUUCUUUCCCUCUCCCAGAAAUACUCCAUCAAAUGUCUGGAGUCUGCUGCUCUUGAAGAAAAAGUAGAAAGCCUCACUAAGCAGCUAACAGAUGCCAACAAACUGCUGUUUGAUCUAGAGGCACGCAAUAAACUGCUGAAGACUCACUUAUCUGCCAAGGUCUCACAGCUCCAGGACGAUUCUGGUAGAGAUACAACCGCUCGGCUCCGUCUACGCGAGAGUGAGUUGGUUCUACGUAAUGAAGAAAUUGCAAGAUUGACCCAACAGUUGCAACAAGCUCAAUCACAUGAGGCCGACCUGGGCGACCUCUGCCGUCAGCUGGGCCACUUCCUGAAAGCAGAGCGACAGUUGAGGACCGACGAGGUAUCUGCUCUUAGAGAAAAACUUGAGCACAUCAUUCUCACCGCCGCCAAUAUGCAAGCAGAACAACGGAGGGACACCAACUCGGAGGGGACGACAGAGGAUAAAUCUCCACUGCGAAGAGGCACAAGUUUGAGCGCAACACGUGGUAAAGAGUUGAUGCGGUCUCCAAGUUGCCCUCGUCUUUCUGGAUUCUCGUCUUUUUUAGUGGUUGGCCCCUCUCGGGGGGAAAUGGGGCCACCAACACAAAAUUCAGUAGACCUACCCUCUCCCCUGGCAGGGAUGGUCGCCUCACGAAAGAAGGUAUUCGAGACACACAAAACAUCUGCAGUAAAGUUGUAGAAGAAAUAGAAAAUGUAGAACUGGAAGGAAUUCAAGGACACUUAAAUGCAGUCCAGAAAGAUGGAGAUAUAACACCUUUAGAGACAUUGCAAGAGGAAGUAGUAGAAGAUAAUGAUAAUCAUGAUCAGGAAGAUAAUGAAACUAAUGAGGAAAAACAAGGUCUUGGUGUGGUACAGAAAAUGGUCCACAAAUUCAGUCACUGUGGUCCAAAACAGACACCCAUUCUGGCACGGCGGAACACUGUUGCUCGAUGCACUAAUGUUAUGGAUGAUAUUAGACAAGGGAAGCGCAAUAUUUCUCAUCAUAAUAGCGAGGGCCAGCAUGUUGUUUGGGAUUACAGUGUAACUGGUGCUGAUGCUGCUACAGACCUAGAGUUUUCAUCACUUAUGGAACGUAUUAGUGUCUUGAACACGGCAUCAUAUAAUAAAGUUCACGUUAAGAAAGAGGUCUCAGAAGGUUCAUCACUUAGUCGUGAUGACUCUUCUAGGAAGUCUUUACCUGCUGGUGCUCUGAAAUCAUACAUGCGAUGUACUAAAGCAUCUGUCAUGAAAACGAGAGAGGGAAACAGCCCACCAAGUGUGGAUGGAGACAAGAAUGCAUCAAACAAGCAAUCCCCAUCUCCCACAGGAUCUUCCUUGCCUAAUGGUAAAGUGAAUCACUUGCAGCAAUCUUUAUUACAGUCUAAAGUUGUCAUCUCUAACAAAUCUAAUAGCAAAAUUAAAAUCCGCCAUAUGUGUCCUGAAGGCAGUGCAAGUGUGCGAAGAAAAAAAGGCGUCACUAUGAAACCCAGUAUUCCAUCUGUGUUAUUAAAAGGUGUAAAUAAACUCACUAGUGAAGCAUCUGCUACUGUUACCUCAGCUGUUAGUCAUAAUAAUAGAGAUGUGACAAGUCAGAUAGUAAACAAUGCAAGGGAGAGCACCGUAAGUGAAAGUCGCAAACCUGAAUGCAGGACUUGGUUAGCUCCUCAGCAUCACUUAGUUGGCCAGUGUGAGGUGAAAUGUAAUCACUGUUUACUUGUUGACCUUUGGUUCACCAUUUGGCAUGUUGAAUUUAACAAAAAGUGAAUACUUGUAUUGCAGAAAUGAAGAAUGCUCUUUUUUUUUUCUUUCUUUAUCUGGCUUGUCAGGUAUUAUUAUUGCUAUUUAACUUAUUUUAUAAGAAGUUAAUUGUUUUUGUUGCACUGAUUAUGUCAGAAAAUAGGUUAUUGCUUGAAGAUAUUAACUAACAACAUGUCAUUAUUAUUGUAACUUUACUCAUGAAAGACCAUAUAUGAUGCACAUGUCACUAUCUCAUGAAUGCUGGCAAGCCUAGUUGGAGGAGUUUUACCUGGAGAUUUAGUAGAUUAUUUCCAUGAUCAUAUCAUAUAUAUCACUGACAUGUUCAUAUGCAACUGUUUUACUAAACUUGUUACAGUAUUUUGAAAGAUUUACUAAUGUUUUAUUACACGUCUGAUCUAUGUUGGCCCCAGUUUGAUGGAAGGUUUGUGUGAUGUCUACCCAAUUUUAAGUAUUUAUUGUAGUGCUAUUUAUUUGGCUUAUGGCCAAGUUUCAUCAAAAAAUUUGCAGGGAUUGAAAUACUGUUAGACAUAUUUUGGAGUCUCGAGUAUUGUAUGUUGUCUGACUAAUGGGGAUGUGUAUAUUGUUUAAAGUGUUUUUAUCUUGCUUACUAAUAUGUAGUAACCCAGCCAUUGUACAUGUUCUGUACAGCCAUCUCCUAGUUAUAUCAAAGGUUUAUCAAUGAACAAAUUGUCUAUAUAUUUUAAAUAAAUAAUUAAAUGUUA